GUCCACCAAUAGGAGGCCGUCUGUAAAAACACUCAGUCCCUCCCCUCGAGUGAAUGCCAGAGAGUUUCUUGAUGGCGACAGAUCUGCCAGUGAAGCAAAUUUAAAUGGUGGAAAUGGAAUAAAGUGUACAGAAGAUAAAACAAACAAAGAGGUAAAAGAAGAUUUGAAGAAUGGACGAAUCCUUUGAUCCACUUAAAUGUACGGAAGACCUGCCUUCCUCUCCUGGGUGUCAUAUGGAAUAUGAUGACAUGCCGGAGCUGCAGGAGGUGGAGGAGGACCAGAGGUCUCCGAACCUGUUCCAGGUCACACCUGGGCUGUCUCAUCAGGAGCUCAGCUGUUCUCCUAACACAAACUGGCUCGCUGAGCUCGCCAACAUCGCCACUAGCCCCCAGAGCCCCUUACUGAAGGAUGCUCCACACAAAAGAUCUUCUCCUGUCCAUAUUUUUGGUAACAGUAAUAGCUUACAUUCCUAUGCUCGGCCCCCAUUAGCUAGCAGUGCACCCAACCCGUCCAGAGGCCAUCUUCGGGAGCGCAGGCGUGUUCGGGCCAGCAGUGAAUCCGAAUCUGGGGUUUUCUCAAUGUCCUCCUCUUUCUCUGAUGAUGAAGACAUGGCCUGGUCUCACUCUUGGCCCACAACAGCAUGGCAUUGUUUUCUCAAAGGGACACGGCUCCGUUUCCACCGAGGGCCAAAUGUGGAGUGGCAGGAAGCAGACGAACUCAGAGACUCCGACGAUGAUUCUGAUGAGGAAACAAUGAUGCCCUCAACGUCCCUGAAAAGAUAUGGAUCAGAGGGGUUGAAGCUGAUGAGCCAUGAGGAGACUGUAUCUUAUGGUCAGGCAGUUCUUAAACUGACCUUUGACCCUGGUUCACCUGACCAAAGCCCUCUGACUGCUGAGUGUCGGUUGGACCACCCAUUUUUUGUAAAAAAUAAGGGGUGGUCCUCCUUCUAUCCAAGCCUUACUGUGGUGCACCAUGGUAUCCCUUGUUAUGAGAUGCAGCUUGGUGACGUAUGCCUGCCGCCAAACCACCCAGAUGCCAUAAACUGUGACGACUCAGUUGUCUUUGACACUUUCAGAAGCUAUGACUUCACCCCACUUGACUCUUCAGCUGUGUAUGUCCUGAGCAGCAUGGCCCGCCAGCGCAGGACCUCUCUGUCCAGUGGGGGCGCUGUGAGUCCAGACUGUGAUAAACUUGAACGCUCCUACUCCCCACAAUCCUCCAGCCACAGAUCCAGGGCACACACCUCAGGGACAACCAGCAGUGCCACGCCAACCAAAUGCAAGAGGCCCAUGAAUGCCUUUAUGUUGUUUGCCAAGAAGUACAGAGUGGAGUACACACAGAUGUAUCCUGGGAAAGACAACAGAGCCAUUAGUGUCAUUCUGGGUGACAAGUGGAAGAAGAUGAAGAACGAGGAGCGCAGGAUGUACACCAUGGAGGCCAAAGCUCUCGCAGAGGAGCAGAAGAGACUCAACCCAGACUGUUGGAAACGCAAGAGAACCAACUCGGGCUCACAGCAGACCUAGACAAACUCCCAGAAUCCCUUGCUGCGGGAGUUAGUGGCUGCAAUGGACAGAGUCAGUCGGACCGCUCCAUGCUCCUCCUGUAUUCUCAAGACUGUGAUACUGACUUCACUCUCUUUGUGUAACCUUGAAACCUUAUACGGACAUGUAAAGAACUAUGAACUAUACACAAACAUGUAAUCUAGUCACUAACCUUGCAUUAUAUUUUCUUAUCUCUUUUUAUGAUGCCCCAUUCCCCUUGGACAGGAUUGAAUUCAGGUUAUUUCAUACUCAAUAGUGGUGCUAUGCUUUGAAGCUGCAAUUUUAAAGCAUUUGAAUUUGUAAAAAAAAAAAAAAAAAAAAAUCCAUAGCUUUUUCUCAGAACGAUUAUAUUUGUAAAGCAUUGUUAAUCCUUUCAUACAUUUUAUACUACAGUAUAUAUUUGGCCAACAUUGUAUUAGUGUUAUUGUUGACUGUUGCCAUGAGUCGAGACAGCAUGCGGCAUGUGGUAGUGGUAGUAGUAGUAGUAGUGGUGGUGGUGGGUUUUUCAGUCACAAAGCACUACAGGCCUUUACUGUAAGUGUUUAUUCUUAUUGCACUUUAUAUAAAUAUGUAAUCUAAUAUACAGCCAAUGUAUAUGAAAACCAUUUGUAUCAUAUAGUAUGCAGUAGCUAUAGUAGUUAGUUGUUGACAAACCAUGGUCUUAUAUGGUCAUGAUCUGCUUUCAGGAUUGCUAUUGAAUUUCUAAUGCAUUUGUUCAUAUUGUACAGGAUCAUAGCCCACACAACCUCUUGCACAAAAUAUCCUUGUAUCAUAUUAUAAAUACUUUUUUAAACUUUCAUCUUAAAAGUGUUGGUGUUUAUUACAAACUUUAAAGGUUGAAUAUGCAAUCUUUCUGGUGAAGACUGGGCAGUAUGCCACCUGCUUAUCUCCUUGCAGAUACUAAUGCUUUGUCUGGGUUGUUUCACGUGGCAUUAAACUUAUCUAUUUUCAGAAUUACCCUGAAAAUGCAUUCUUACUGUGAGCAGGGCUGCCUUUCCACAGACCUGAUCGAUAACUUGGCUUGAUGCUGUUAACUGCUUGACUCUAUAGAGCUAGAUAAGUUUAUGCCGUGCUGUUGACAUCUCCAUGGAGACAAGGUGGCUGACCCUCCAUCAGAAAAGUUUCAUAGUGCACCUUUAUUGGGAAAGAAAGGAAAUUUCAAAACAAGAUGGUAUGUAAAUGCAAUGAUGGACAAAUGUUACUGUAUUGUAUUUACUUUUGACUAGACAGCAAAUGCCAACUAAAUGACAACCCAGAAAAUUCUUGGCUAACAAAGUACCACUUAUGGAAAUACUAAGCAUAAACAUAAACAAAUACUAUAUCGAUAUAUAAUUAAAACUUGUGUAUAAUUAAAAGUAGAGCAGAACUAAGAACAUAGGUAAAACCAGUAUAUCCAAUAUGUUUUCUAAAUUAUGGAAACAUCGAACUUAAAUGUUAUAAACCUUUUGCUGCUUUUUUUUAUAUUGCCACGACUCAAUUUUUAAUGUGUUGUCAUGAAAUAAAAACAAGCAAUAAAAGGUGUCACUGGC
Boleophthalmus pectinirostris (great blue-spotted mudskipper) is the source of this 3070-nucleotide messenger RNA. It is a transcript of the gene hbp1, whose product is annotated as HMG-box transcription factor 1. Gene Ontology annotation, cellular component: nucleus. Bases 171 to 1523 code for a protein of 450 amino acids. The transcript is spliced from 11 exons. Gene Ontology annotation, molecular function: RNA polymerase II cis-regulatory region sequence-specific DNA binding; DNA-binding transcription factor activity, RNA polymerase II-specific; protein binding. The record is from RefSeq and is a predicted model, not a curated record. NCBI's taxonomy places the organism in Eukaryota, Metazoa, Chordata, Actinopteri, Gobiiformes, Gobiidae. Gene Ontology annotation, biological process: regulation of transcription by RNA polymerase II.